AUGCAACUUUGCAGUAGUGUACUGAUGAAUUCAUCAAGAGAUUUGCAUCCAUCUUGCAAUGUUUCUAAUUUCAGUAAUGAAACAAUCAAUAAUAAUAAAGACGAAAAAGAAAAAAUUAAAAAAAUCGAUUUUAUAGCAUUUGAAGAGAAAGAAUUACGACGAAUUCGCAACAAUGAUGCUGCUCGACGAUCACGUGAAGCACGUCGUGCUAAAGAAGCAAAAAAUCGUUUACGUAUGAUUACACUUGAGCAAGAGAAUGGUGCAUUACGAACACAAAUUGAUUUAUUGAAAAAAGAAUUGGAACACAUACAUCUCGUAAUUUUGGCAGUGAAUGUUACGUGGAAGACAUUAUUACAAAAUCAAUUUUAG
Brugia malayi is the source of this 369-nucleotide messenger RNA. RefSeq names its product Cell death specification protein 2, putative. Bases 1 to 369 code for a protein of 122 amino acids. The transcript is spliced from 3 exons. Gene Ontology annotation, molecular function: RNA polymerase II cis-regulatory region sequence-specific DNA binding; DNA-binding transcription factor activity, RNA polymerase II-specific. Lineage: Eukaryota; Metazoa; Nematoda; Chromadorea; Rhabditida; Onchocercidae. Gene Ontology annotation, cellular component: nucleus. The record is from RefSeq and is a predicted model, not a curated record. Gene Ontology annotation, biological process: regulation of transcription by RNA polymerase II.